AUGUCUAACUCUAAACCUGUUGAUCUAGAAUUAAAGAAGGCCUUUGUGGAAUUACAGAUUAAAAUGGUGGAAACGAGUAAAAAAAUACAAAUAAUAGACAGUCAAAUUGGAGUAUUGAAAAGAGUUUUACAACAUGCCGAUAUUACUCAGCGAGAAAUCAGUACAUUACCAUCUGGAACUAAAACUUACGAAUCCGUAGGAAGAAUGUUUUUAUUAACAGACUUAGAUGAAAUUAAGAGUAAUCUUAAGAAUAGAAUAUCUCUUUUAACCACACGUACCUCAGAAUUAGAAAAUAAUAAACAAUAUUUGGAGAAGAAUCUAAAAGAGAGUGAAGACAAUAUAAGAGAGAUGGUGCAACAACGGAAAGAACAAAGUGAAGCCAAA
Brenthis ino (lesser marbled fritillary) is the source of this 384-nucleotide messenger RNA. NCBI's taxonomy places the organism in Eukaryota, Metazoa, Arthropoda, Insecta, Lepidoptera, Nymphalidae. The record is from the annotation of a GenBank genome assembly.